CCACUAUGCAUGCAUAUGUAUGCACCCUAUGCACUAUGCAUCUCAAAUUGAGAUUCUCAAUGUGAUCAUUCGUCACUUGAACCGUUCACGAUCACCAAGUCCAUCAAAAGUAAAAUGGAAAUUUGUCAAAGCGAGAAACUACUAGAAUUCACUACAGGAGAAGCAGAAUGUUUACGAUUCAUUCACAAAUUGAUGAACGACGACGAGGACUUACAACACUUGAUAAAAUUCUGGACAAACGAACUCGUGUUGAUCAUGAUUCGCUCGUUCAAAUUGAACCCACACAAGAUCUUUCGUGUGACUAAACGUCUCCUGCACUGUUGUACCAAGACAUUUCCCGACCUCUUCUCUCUGGUAGACUCGACGAAACUUGAACCGACUUUGGCAAAAAAAAUGUUUCAAAGGGUUAACAUGGGUGAAUGUACUCAAUCCCCAGGAAUUAUCGUGUUUAGGUUCAACCGUUGGAAUCCUGACGAGGUUAGCGUCGACGAAGCGAUAGCCGCGGGAAUCCUGUACAUUUAUGAAGCGUCGAAGGACGCAUACGUACAGAGGAAUGGCGGCAUGUUUGUAAUGGAUGCGGAUGGAAUUGAAUUCUCCCAUGUUAGACGAGCAUCUUUUGACGUGAUUAAAAAACUUAACUGUUUACUAAAUGCGCUGCCACUUAAGUUUGUGGGUUGUGUCGUUAUAAACUGCCCACCAGUCGUGGAAACGUUGUUUAAUAUUUUGAAGUAUGCAUUACGGGCGCGGAACAGAAAACUAAUUCAUGUCGUCCAUAAAAAUUUAACACCGCUUCAUGACAUGGUUCAGGACAAAGAGUUGCUCCCAAUUUACCAAAGGGCGCUUUCGCUGGUGGUGACGAAUUUGUCGUUGAAUAACCCCGGAACGGUUUGUCGUAGCGAGUCAAAAUUUUGAACCGACGAGCAUGUUAUUCUCAGAUAGAGUAUCCGAACCCAAACAAGUCCAUUUGACUUAUAUCAGGGGAUUAUACAGGUAUUUCACUAUUCGAAAUGAUUUUUAUCCCCAAUCUAGCUUCAAGGUCCUUUGCAUAAUCUUGGGUCAACUUUUCCGUCUGGGAAGACGCUGAGUCAUUAUGAAAAAUCACCUUAUUUAUUUUUUUACCGUGCAAUUUAGGAAAAUGUCAUUCUAAAAGUGGUUUCAAUACACGGUCCACGUCAUACCUUGCAGGUUCCUUCACUUUUUGGGGGACUUUGAUAAGUGGGAGGACACCACGACCCGACAUUGCACCCACAACCAUAAACUGUUUAAAAAAGUUCUCCUUACGCGGAAGCACCAACUUGCGUGAAUUGUUUUCGGCAUUUGUCGUGUAGUAAGCUCUUGGAACCCAAUUAGUAACUUGUAGAGAAAUUAGUGCUUCGUCAAAUGUCACCAAUAACUCACUCUGAUUCCUUGACUGAAAAUUUAGUAGCAAAGGUGCAAAAUGAGUACAAGAUGCUUCAUGAUGCUAUCAAAGAAUGACAACAUAUUUCGCAAAGGUUAAAAAGAUUAGUGUAAAGCACGUAAUUCAAAUGGUAGAGUUGAAAAUUCAAUUGAUUUGCAUUUAUGUAUAUUUAAAUAAAAUUGUACAAAUUAUAUAAAUACAAGGUGAUUUUAGUUGAACACAAGUGA
Folsomia candida is the source of this 1626-nucleotide messenger RNA. RefSeq lists its product as uncharacterized. Gene Ontology annotation, cellular component: membrane. Gene Ontology annotation, molecular function: phosphatidylinositol bisphosphate binding. The record is from RefSeq and is a predicted model, not a curated record. The transcript is spliced from 6 exons. Bases 115 to 912 code for a protein of 265 amino acids. Lineage: Eukaryota; Metazoa; Arthropoda; Collembola; Entomobryomorpha; Isotomidae.